Messenger RNA from Cuscuta epithymum, 1239 nucleotides. NCBI's taxonomy places the organism in Eukaryota, Viridiplantae, Streptophyta, Magnoliopsida, Solanales, Convolvulaceae. The record is from the annotation of a GenBank genome assembly.
AGAAGAACGAAUGAAGUCAAUGACGAUUGAAGAAGACUGUCAGGCCGUGCGACUGUGCGAGGAAGAAGGCGAGAACCGAGGAGCAGCAAACCUGCGAGUCUGCGAGGAAGACUGUCACACCUUGUUCCACCAAAAUGUUGAUCCAAAAGUUAAGGGAGGAUGGAUGGGAUAACUUCUUAGAAAUUGUUAGAGUUUUGCAAAAAGUAUGAGAUUGAAGUUCCAAAUAUGAAGUCUCCUUAUGUGGCAAAACGCAAACGCAACGAUCAAGAAGGGUUUGAUAUUGAACGUCACUAUCGGGUUGAUAUGUUUUAUGCAACCAUAGAUUCACAAUUGUUGGAGCUGAAUAGCAGAUUCAGUGAACAAAUAAUGGAUCUUCUUACUCUUAGCGGUGCUUUGGAUCCUAAGGACUCAUAUAUAAGUCCUUUAACAUUGAUGAUAUAUGUUCUUUAGUGGAUAAAUAUUACCCCUUUGAUUUUAUUGAGCAGAAGAAGGUGGGCUUGAGGUUUCAAUUGCAACAUUAUAAGCUCAAUGUUCUAAACCAUCCAAAGUUGGCUAAUUUGUCUACAAUAGGUGAACUUUGUCAAGGAUUAGCAGAGACGGAGAUGUCAAAAGUGUACUUUCUUAUUGAUAGAUUGAUCCAACUUUUGUUGACUCUACCGGUUUCGACAGCAACAACAGAAAGGGCUUUUUCAGCAAUGAAAAUUAUAAAAACAAGGCUUCACAAUAAAAUGGAGGACGAGUAUCUAGCAGACAACCUUGUUGUUUAUAUUGAAAGAGAAAUUGCUAAAACUUUUGACUCAAAAGCCAUCAUUGAGGAAUUUAUCUCGUUGAAGGAGCGUCGGGCACAAUUCUAAGGUUUUCUCAUUUUCGGUCUAAACCAUGCGAGGCGCAGAGCGCUCUCUCUAUGAAACCAGUGAUCAAGCCUCUCCUUCAGCCAUGCAGGUUGACGCCGAGCCCCUCCCCAAGUCAUCAGGCUUGGAACUACCGGCAAUCAGCGAGGGAAAACGUGGGGCGGCCAUGAGGUUCGUGCGGGUUAGCCGCGGUGCUCGACCAUGUAUGCAUGCGGAGGAAGCUACCGGGCAGCAGGUUGACGUUCCCCCAGAGACGGUUCCAGCUAGGCGGACUACUACUCCUGAGGCUCAGCAACUGAGCGUCCCAGGUAGAGUGCGGGCACAACACGUGGACGUGUCAGAUUCCGACGAUGAUUCCGGUGCUCGGGGGGAUCCGAGUCUUUGGUGG